Molecule: messenger RNA, 804 nt
Organism: Thamnophis sirtalis
Lineage: Eukaryota; Metazoa; Chordata; Lepidosauria; Squamata; Natricidae
Source: RefSeq, a predicted model, not a curated record
AAAGCUGGACUCGGAACUCGUUUGAGAAACUGCCGUUAAGACGGAACCUCUCAGAAAAUUACUCAGCAGAGGAUCUGCCAGGUGAAACAUGUUCAAUGCUUUGGAGACACAGAGAGCUGCUGAGUCAUUUCUUCAGGUAGACCUGGCUAUGUUGGAGAGAAAUGCCUAUGGGUGCUGUCCUUCUCCUGGCUGUCUUUCUCGCCCAUGUCACCAGAGCUUCUCGUCUCUCCCUCGCAGGUUGUAAGAACGUCCACUACGAUCUGAUCUUCCUGCUGGACACAUCCUCCAGCGUGGGCAAAGAAGACUUUGAGAAGGUCCGCCAAUGGAUAGCCCACCUGGUGGACACCUUUGAGAUUGGGCCAGACAAAACCCGCGUUGGGGUCGUCCGCUACAGCGAUCAGCCAACCACCGAGUUUGACCUUGGAAGUUAUGGGACUCGGCAAGAGGUCAAAGAAGCCGCAAAGGGCAUCAAGUACCACGGGGGCAACACGAACACCGGAGACGCCCUGCGGUACAUCAAUAGUUAUAGCUUUUCCGCACGGGCCGGCGGGAGGCCGAACGACAACGCCAUCAAGAAAGUUGUGAUCCUCCUGACGGAUGGCAGGAGCCAGGAUUAUGUCCUGAGUCCCGCCAUGGCGGCACAUAAGGCCGGCAUCCGGAUUUUUGCGGUUGGUGUCGGGGAUGUCCUCAAAGAAGAACUGGAUGAAAUUGCUUCGGAGCCAAAAUCGGCUCACGUCUUCCAUGUGUCUGAUUACAAUGCCAUUGAUAAGAUACGGGAGAAGCUGAGAAGACGGCUCUGUGAGA